This is a messenger RNA of Notechis scutatus (mainland tiger snake), 1533 nucleotides long. RefSeq names its product SAM and SH3 domain containing 3 (gene SASH3). Gene Ontology annotation, biological process: positive regulation of B cell proliferation; positive regulation of adaptive immune response; positive regulation of immunoglobulin production. Gene Ontology annotation, molecular function: protein binding. Gene Ontology annotation, cellular component: cytoplasm; nucleus. Lineage: Eukaryota; Metazoa; Chordata; Lepidosauria; Squamata; Elapidae. The record is from RefSeq and is a predicted model, not a curated record.
CUGGGAAAAGAGGCACAUGUGAUGCACUGAUUUCCUGCCCGUUUCCUGGCCUCUGGGCUCCUCGCCUUCCUCUGCUCUCUCUCUCUCUCUCUCUCGCUCUCUCCGGCGGUCCUCCUGCGUCGCCCAUCCAUGCAUUAAAGCCCUUUUGGAGGUGGCACCAUGCUGCGUCGGAAGCCAUCCAACGCCAGCGAGAAGGACCAGGUCCAAAAGAGGAAGCUGUCGCUACAGCGGUCCAGCAGUUUCAAGGAUUUUGCCAAAUCCAAACCCAGUUCCCCACUGGCAAUCAACAAGGCAUUCAGCCUCGAAGAGGAAGAGGUUCUUAAAGACAACCAGUCCAACUCACCACCGAGCCCAGAUGAUGUGGGACGCUCAAAGCUGGGCAAGAAAUGGAGAUCCGUCAUCACCCGCACCAUGAACCGGAAGACGGGCAAGGCGAUGGCUAAAGCAUUGGUAGAUCAGGGACACGAUGAACCGGACUCUCCUACGUCUCCAGCCUACAGUCUUGUUGAAGAAGACCUUCCCACCUUUUCGGUUACAAACCAGGAGACUAACAGCCCCAGUGCCUCCAAUGAAAGGGAAUUGUUCAGUCCCAUGUCGUGCAGCCUCGACAGCAAGGAAGAAGCCAUCUCGACCCCAUACAACGGGCCCUUCUGUGGAAAAGCCAAGGUUCACACAGAUUUUAUUCCCAGCCCCUAUGAUAAGGACUCUCUGAAACUUCAGAAAGGGGACAUCAUCCACAUCAUUUCAAAACCUCCCGUCGGCACCUGGACCGGCCUUCUGAACGAGAAAGUGGGCUCCUUCAAAUUUAUCUACGUCAGCAUCAUCCCUGAAGAGACCGUCCCGGUUGCCAAGACUUAUUCGCGGCACAGGAGCAAAAGGCCAAAGCCCAAAAGCUUGCAAGAGCUACUGCAACGGAUGAACCUUGAGGAGCACACCUCUACACUGUUACUAAAUGGUUACCAGACCGUGGAGGACUUCAAGGAGCUGCAAGAGAACCACCUGAAUGAAUUGAACAUCACUGACCCACAGCAUCGUACCAAGCUGCUUACAGCGGCUGAUCUACUUCUGGAUUAUGACACAAGCAGCGAGGCCGAAGAGGAAGGAGGCACCUUGGAGGGCCAGUUACUUCCCGGAGAGCUCAAAGAAGACAUUCCCCGCGAUUCCGGCUGUUUCGAAGGGGCGGAGACCUCGGACAGCGGGAGGGAAGAAGACGGAAAGCUUGAGGAAGGGCUGCCAUGCCAUUCUCUGGCCACUUCGGGCUGAGGGGAAGGCUCCUCCUCCUCCUCCUCCUCCUCCUCUCUCCUCAUCAGGAGGCCCGGUUGGCUGGCAAGCACAAGCCGUUGUUCCAGGAACACGCCUCGGUUCCUCCCUACCCCGAAAGACAACCGCUUCAGGCCGAACUGCUUCACAGCUGGUAAGUGCUGGCUGGUAAAUUAAAGAGAAGGUUCGGAUCCAGAGUCCUCCCUGAUCACUGAACCAAAGACUCCGCUGCCACACUCUUGCGUGCCAGGGGCUCCUCUGCCAGACUUUUGC